AUGGAGGUGACUCCACGUCUGCUGAGGCACUUCAACAUGAUUUGGAUGACAGCUUUGCCACAGGACACCAUGCAUCGCAUCCUCAGCUCCAUCCUGGGCGGCUGGCUGGGAGUCAAGAAGCCUGCUCUACAGGAUAUGGCCGGCAGCAUCGUGUCAGCUUCGGUGGAGAUGUUCUUCCGCACCAUUGCGGAUCUGCUGCCUACCCCUGUGAAGUGCCACUACACCUUCAACUUGCGCGAUCCCGCCAAGAUGCUCCAGGGCAUGCUGAUGGUGCAUGUGAAGACUGAGCUCACCGAUGAGGACAGCCUGGUCAGGCUUUGGGUGCAUGAGACCUGUCGGCAGUUCCGCGACCGCCUGGUGAACCAAGAGGACCGCAAGUGGUUCAACGACUGCUUGUCCGUGUCGUGGCUGCAAGAAGGUGCGAAGUACUGGGACGAUGUGGGAGGAGUCACCAGGGUGGUCCACUCCUGCGCGGACUUCCUGCGCGCGGUCUCGGUGGAAAGUCACCUGGAGCGGGCGGUCCAUUUCCCGCAGGGCCUCCGGAAGUUUGCGCUUGAGCCCUGCUGGCCGAGCGAGCCAGAGCAAUGCGCGCGGCUUUUCAGCGGCGGCUCGGUGAUGGAGAUCUUGGACGCUCUCGACCCGGAGAAGGUCCAGGGCAACCUGGAAGGCAUCGACCCCGAGUCCCGGGUGCAGCAAGACGUCUUGGAGCUCGCCGAGCGGCGAGGGCUGCUGCCCUGUGGUGAGGCCGAUGCGGCCGCCAAGCGCUGGUUUCAAGACCCGGAGGUGGGUGCGGAGUCUUCGGAGCUGCAGUGCGCAGUUUCUGCCCGCGCGCGUCUGGCCCGCAAGGCGGCGGCGGCGAAAGCGCUGGGAUCCACGGCGCAGGCGCUGUAUUUGUGUGAGCUUCGCCCCAUCCAGGCCCCGAAAAGAGCGCCUUUUUCGGCCCUGAGGGAGCUCGACGUGCUUUGGGCGCACGAGGAGGGCUUCUUUGUGGGUGGCCCGGGCACUGGCAAAGGCCUGCAUGUCGACCAGCGUCCCGAGAGCAACAUCGGCAAGCAGUGGCGCGGCAGGAAGCUGUUCGCUGCCUGGCCCACCACCGGCCUUGAUGUCUUGGAGUCCUGCUAUGGGGAGGUGUUCUGCGGGCCUUUGCUGGCAAAACACCGGGCAGCCCUGGAGCGAGCCUCGCAGCUUCUGGUGUUGGAGCCCGGCGACCUCUUCCUCUUUAACGGCCAGAUGCCACAUGCGGCGCUUUGCGUGGAGGGUGAACUGAACGUCACCAGCUACGAAGGGAUUCUCACGCUUCAUCCGGACCACCUUCGGCAAUUUCUGAGCGUCACGGGGAGCUUUCAGGGCCCCUGGCGGCAGCUCGCGGAGGAAUGGGAGCAAGAGCUGCUACAGCGACUCCUCGAGCUGCGGGAGGCCCGGAAGAGCACGGAGGAGCCAGUGCUGAAGGCUAUCUCCCUGGUGCAGCACCGGCUAGGACUGAACAUCCCAGCCAAGCGACCGAGGUUUGUGGACCUCAUGUACGGGGACUUCUUCGACCGCAAUGAGAAGCCGUACGUCCAGGCGACGGACCCGCAGAAGACGCAGGUCACAUUUGAGGAGGUGCUGGAGGAGUACAACAGCAUGAACUCCAACAAGAUGAACCUCGUCUUCUUCAAGGACGCCCAAGAUCAUUUGGCCAGGGCCUCCCGGAUCAUUCGCCAGCCCCGAGGCAAUGCUCUUCUGGUGGGCGUCAGCGGAGUGGGCCGCAAGAGCAUGGCUCGUAUGGCCGCUCACAUGGCAGAGGCACACAUGACGUCGAACUUUGGCACGGGCAGAUUCAAAGUCAUCAAAGAUGCUCCAUGCGAGAGCCUUUGUCGCCACGAGUAUAGCGCCACGGGCCUUUGCAAUCGCUCGAGCUGCCCCUUGGCGAAUGGACACCAUGCCACGGUGUCCAAGCGGGGCAACAUCUUUGUCCUGCACCUCAAGACGCCGGAGAGCAGAGAAUGGAAGAUGGUGAAGCUGUGCAAGAGCGUGGCGUCCUCCCUGGGGCGCCUGGCGCAACACGCCCAUCACCUGGCAGCACCGCAGUUGGAGAACGCGCAAAAGCGCCUGAGAUCUUUGGGCGGCGGUGGUCAGCAGUUGACGACCUGCGUGGCGGAAAAGAAGAAAUCGGAGAGGAGGGAAGCGAAGAACGAGAAGAAGGCGGAGGCGGCCGCCCAGGUGGAGAACUCCAUUGGCGCGGAGCUUCUUCGCAGGAUGCGGCUGGGCGUGUACGCGAGGAUAUGCACGACGCGGUUUUCACAUGGCAAACUCCUGCCUGAAGAAAAUCAGGACAAAAGCUCUGAGACACUUCCACGUCGCAAAAAGCGGAGGCAGGUGGAGGUGGAGUACGAGGAGGAGCGAGAAGUCAGGAUUCCCCUGCGGCCCGCUGACGACUUCGCGCGCGGGGGGAAAAAGAAAAGGGAGCGGUGCCGGAAGCCGCUGCUCUUGGCUCGCGUGAACGACUUCAGGGAGGACUUGAAGCGCAUGAUGAUGGAUGUGCUCAAGGGCGAGGGCAAGGGCCUGGCCUUCUUGUUCUCUGACACGCAGAUCGUGAAGGAGUCAUUCUUGGAAGACAUCAACAACAUCCUCAACACCGGAGAGGUACCCAACCUCUUCCUUGCAGAGGAGAUGGAGCAGGUCAUCGGCUUGGCGCGGCCUUUGGCGAAGGCGGCGGGCAAGGUGGACGCCCGAGACGUGCUGUGGCAGCACUUUGUGCAAGUGGUCCGAGAAGGCUUUCACAUUAUUUUGGCGUUCUCCCCCGUGGGCGAAGGCUUCCGUGCGCGGUGCCGGCAGUUUCCCUCCCUCAUCAACUGCGCGACGGUGGACUGGUACGACCCAUGGCCUGAGGAUGCCUUGGUCUCAGUGGCAGAGAGGUAUUACCGGGAGGCGCCCAGAGAGCUGGAGCUGGAUGCGAGCAUCGCGGCCCUCUCCAAGAUCUCUUGCGUCAUUCAUGCCUCCUCCUCUGAGGCGGCCGAGCGCUUUUUCGACGAGCUGCGGCGGAAGACGUACAUGACGCCCACCUCCUACCUGGAGCUGAUCAAGCUCUUCACGGAUUUGCUUGGCAUGAAGAAGGGCGAGCUGGACACCAAGCUGAACCGAUACCGGGUGGGCGCGCAGCGGCUCAAAGAGACGGAGACGGUGGUGGACAAGCUGAAGGUGGAUUUGACCAAGAUGCAGCCAGUCAUCGAGCAGGGAAAGAAGGACACGGCGGCACUGAUCGUUCAGGUGGACAAAGAGGAAGCAGUGGCCAAGGAAGCGCAGGCCUCCUGUGAGGUGGACGAGCGUGAAGCUGGCGAGGCUGCUGCCACGGCCAACUCCAUCAAAACGGAGUGCCAACGAGAGCUGGACGAGGCCCUGCCGGAGUACUACGACGCCAUUAAGGCGCUGGACUCUCUUGACAAGAAGGACAUCCAGGAGGUGAAGUCCUUUGCCAAGCCAGCACCGCUGGUGGAGGUCGUGCUGAGUGCUGUCUGCCUGCUGAUGAAUCGAAAGGAGUCCUGGGACGAGGCCAAGAAGCUCAUGAAUGAUUCCGGCUUCCUUCAGAGCCUCAAAGAUUACGACAAGGACGCCUUGGCUGGCAACGCCAAGCUCACACAGAAGCUACAGAAAUACGUGAAGCGAGAGGAUUUCCAGCCAGAUCAGGUGAAGAAGGUCUCCAAUGCGGCCACCUCUUUGUGCAUGUGGGUUCGCGCCAUGGACGUGUAUGCCCGUGUGGCUCGCUCCAUCGAACCCAAGAAAGAGAAGCUGAAGGGCGCUGAGGACGCGCUGGCUGCAGCAGAGGGCAAGCUCCAGGCGAAGAAGAAGGAGCUGAAGGCGGUGCAGGACAAUGUCGCCGAGCUCCAAUCGCAGCUGUCCAGCGCGAGGACCAAGGCUGAGAAGCUCGAGCAAGAUGCAGAGACAUGCAAGGUGAAGUUGGGCCGUGCCGAGAAGCUGCUGGCCGGCCUCGGCAACGAGUCCGUUAGAUGGGAUGCGGCAAGCAAGAUUCUGGAGAAGAACAUCAAGUUUGUGAUGGGCGACAUCGCCCUGGCGGCGGGCUUCGUCGCCUACGCGGGGCCCUUCACCGCGGAGUUCCGCGCAGGGCUGGUGGGGCGAUGGCUUUCAACGGCACAGGAGGUGAACCUUACCGCGGAUCCGGCCUGGAAGUGCGCUGACACCCUAUGCGAGCCUGCGGAGAUCCGGGAGUGGAACAUCAAGUCGCUCCCUUCAGAUGACCUCUCCAUCGAGAACGGCUUAUUGGUGACCAGAGGCCGGCGCUGGCCUCUAAUGAUCGACCCACAGGGCCAGGGCAACCGUUGGAUCCGCAACAUGAAGAAGGACGGGCUGGGCAUCAUCAAGCUUAGCACCCCCAACUUCCUCCGCACCGUGGAGAACUGCAUUCGGGAAGGGAGCGCGGUGUUGUUGGAGAAUGUGGAGGAGGUCUUAGACCCUUCCCUGGAGCCGGUCUUGCUGAAACAGGUCUUCAAAAAGGGCGGUCAGAUGCUUCUCCGCCUUGGCAGCGAAGACGUGCCGUACCACGACGACUUCCGGUUCUUUGUGACCACGAAGAUGGCGAACCCCCACUACUUGCCGGAGAUCUGUAUCAAGGUCACCGUCAUCAACUUCACCGUGACGCUUCUGGGCCUUGAGGACCAGCUGGUGGCGGACGUGGUGAAGAACGAGCGCCCGGACCUCGCGGAGCUGCGGGCGAACCUGGUGGUGCAGAUCGCCAAGGACAAGGCCGAGAUGGACCGACUCGAACAGCUCAUACUCAAGCUCUUGAGCGAGGCUGGUGCCGAUUUGCUCUCGGACGACACCUUGAUUGUGACCUUGGAUCAGUCCAAGCUGACCGGCGACAGCUGCAAGGAACGCAUGGCUUCUGCAGAGAAGAGCAUGAAGGAGAUUGACGAGGUGACGGAGGUGCUGAGGCCCUGUGCCACCAGAGCCUCCAUCAUCUACUUCGUGGUUGCAGAUCUGGCGAACAUCGACCCGAUGUACCAGUACAGCCUUCAGUUCUUUGCGAGCCUCUUCCAGCAGCGGCUGGCCACUAGCGAGAUGAGUGAGGACCCACAAGAGCGCAUCCACAUCAUCAUCAAGGACUUUACAGAGUUUAUCUACAAGAAGAUUUGCAUGGGCCUCUUCGAGGACCAUAAACUUCUCUACGCCUUCAUGAUCUGCAAUCGCUGCUUGCGGCACGAGGCACAUGCCAAGUUCAUGGGCAAGCAGCGCAUCACUCCAGAGGAGUGGAGUUUCUUCCUGCGCGGGGUGGAGGCCGCCAAGGGCCUGGUGGACGUGCCCAGCGCGGAGGGGCCUGCCUGGCUUGGCGCCGGCUUCCGGAAGAUCCAGGUGCUGGAGGAGCUGACGGCCAAAUCGGGCAACCAGGCGUUCAAGGGCUUGGCCAAGGACAUGUUCACCACUGCGUGGGAGGACUUUGGCACGGACGACAACAUGACCAGCCGGGAGCUGCCAGGUGAGUGGAAGAAUCUCACGGCCUUCCAGCAGCUGUUGAUCAUCAAGGCGCUGCGGGAGAACUUCCUUCAGCUGGUGGUGCGGAACUUUGUGGGGGCGGAGCUGGGAUCGUUGUACACAGUGUCCCCGGAUUUCGACCUGCUGGGCUGCUUCAAGGACUCGAAGAAGACCAUGCCGUUGAUCUUCGUGCUGUCAGCUGGGGCUGAUCCCACUGACUACCUCGUGAAGUUGGCUCGUGACUUCAACUACGAGGAGCGGCUGCACUUCAUCUCUUUGGGCCAGGGCCAGGGCACCAAGGCGGAGAACCUCAUCAAGAUGGGCCAGGAGUCAGGGGACUGGGUCUGUUUGCAGAACUGCCACUUGGCGGCCAGUUGGAUGCCAACCUUGGAGCGGAUCCAGGAGAUGCAGGAGCCCGACAGCAUCGAUGACAUGUACCGGCUGUGGCUCACCUCCAUGCCCUCCACCACUUUCCCGGUGCCGGUGCUGCAGGGAGGCAUCAAGAUCACCAACGAGCCGCCCAAGGGCCUGCGCGCGAACCUCUCCAGGAGCUUCCAGGAGCCCACACGGGGGGAGGGGGGCAGGGCGGUGGUUGCCGAGAACGCACGCCGAAUGCGUGCGCUGGAGCUGGAGGAGCGGCUCUUCGAUGAGGAGAACCCUCCGAAGGAGAAAUGUCCCGCCGAGAAAGACCGAGGGCCUACCCUGGCCUGGUGGUUCCGGGCCUGCUGCUUUUGCUACAGCGCUGUCGGUGCGGAUAUGGCGUGGCGGAUAGGCUACGUGACCUGCCACUGCGCUGCCUACCCUUGGCAGCUUGAGGCGUCGCUGCUGCUGCUGCAGGGCUGCCUGUCCUUCAUGCACGACGCCUACUUUGCCGGGCGCUCGCCAGCGGCGAAGAUGGCGGACAGGUGCUGCGCCAGCUUUUUGACCCUCUGCCAGCCGCUGAAGCUGGCCUUCUGCAGCAUGGACGCCGUGCAGCUCUGCGUGCUCUGCUGCUCCUGGACGCUGGGCCUCUUGUGCUUCAAGGCCGGCGCCCGCGCCUUUGCGGCAGGCAAUGGCCGCCGCUAUCAGAUUUUCCACACGCUGUGGCACAUCUUGCUCCCACUGGGCGGCUACUUGUGGAUCGAGUACACCAGGCUUAGCGUCCUGCUGCUGCACUCGAGCGCGCUGCGGCGGCCUUUGCUCAGCUCCCAAGCCAUUUGGGCCAGGGACGUGGGCGGCGAAGAUGUGAGCACUCUCCUCUUUUGGGGUCCAGGCAAUUCUGGACCUGAGUGCCUUCACCACCCCGGAAGCUUCCUGAGAUGA
Molecule: messenger RNA, 6768 nt
Organism: Effrenium voratum
Lineage: Eukaryota; Dinophyceae; Suessiales; Symbiodiniaceae
Source: the annotation of a GenBank genome assembly